Messenger RNA from Kickxella alabastrina, 1723 nucleotides. RefSeq lists its product as uncharacterized. The record is from RefSeq and is a predicted model, not a curated record. Lineage: Eukaryota; Fungi; Kickxellomycota; Kickxellomycetes; Kickxellales; Kickxellaceae. The annotation marks the transcript as partial. The transcript has a single exon. Gene Ontology annotation, molecular function: RNA binding; protein binding.
UUUUCUUAUCUAUUAUUUAUAAAUUAUGAGCACUUUCAGUGGCACACCCGCUGGCAGUGGAUAUGUGGUAAGACCAGCUGGUAACCAGUUUGAGAAGCCAUACGGAACGGUUGGCAGAAGAAUGCAGGUGGUUUCCAACUAUGUCGAGGUUUCGAGAUACCCAAAAGGCGAGAUCUACCAGUACGAUGUUGAGCUGAAGCCGGAGCGUGGUGCAUUUACACGUCUGCCGCCGCCUGCCUACACGCGUGCCAUCUUUGAACAGGCAAUGCGCAUGCAUCGGAAUAACACGCUGAAGGGUAUCCCGAUGGUGUACGACGCGCGCAAGGUUGCAUACGCGCCCAAGCAGGUGUGCGAGCGUGGACAGACGCUUACGCUUGAUGUGACGCACAUUGAGGAUGGGCGCUCUGAGAAGUUUGCCAUUGAAAUCCGUCAGUCAGCUGUCAUUAGCGCCAAUCUUCUGACCGAGUUUAUGCGCGGAUCUAAAGGCGUCGAGUUUGCUGACAUUCAACCCAUCCUGAAUGCUUUUGAUCUCACGAUCGGGUCAGUGAUCCACGCCGAGAUGGUCGGCUUUGGACGGUCGUUUUUUACCCGCUCGCAGUUGAAGGCCACAUCAGGUGGGCUGGAGCUAUGGCGCGGGUUCUCGUUCAGUUUUCGCCCCGGAGCUGGCCGCCUGUACCUCAACGUCAACACGGCAGUGACAGCCAUGUACACGCCAGGGUCGCUGCUGGAUGCACUGGCAAAUCUGUUAGAAUUGCGCGACAUUAACCAGCUGCGCGGCGCGAUUACGCCAAACAAGGUGGGUGUAAUCGGCAAUUACCUGCGCGGUGUGUCGCUGUACAUUCGUCACCGCGGCAUGCAGGGUAGGCGCAAGCUGACCAGCAAGGGCAUGACGAGACAGCCCUUGGACCAGGAGUCGUUUGACUGGGAGGAUCCCAAUAAUCCUGGGGUUUUGGAGAAUAUCACAAUUUCCAAGUACUACAGCAAACGGUACAACAUUAUGCUGCGCUACCCAUUUUUGCCCGGGCUGGUUGGCCGCAAGAAUUCUGUGUUCCCCAUCGAGCUGUGCGAGAUUGCUGACAACCAGCGCUACCGCGGCAAGCUCAACGAAAAGCAGACUGCUGACAUGGUGACAUUUGCGUGUCAGCGCCCGAGCAACAACAUGGAUCAGAUUGCUCAAGUCUUGGGCAAACUUGACCUUGGCAACUCGCCAGUGGUUAAGUCGUUUGGCCUCGCAAUGCCCAACGUACUGUCGCGCGUCGAGUCGCGCGUGUUGCCUGCGCCCACGCUCACGUAUGGCGAAGCAUCGCGCCCUCCGCAGGUGACGCCUGUCGGCGGCGCGUGGAACAUGCGCGACAAGUCUGUACUGACCGGCGGCACGCCGCUGAAAUACUGGGGCGUGUUGAUCCUUGCCAACCGCAACAUGGUACCCGUGAAUAUGGUGCAGACCUUUGUUACCACGCUGGUUGACAUCUGCAACCGGACUGGCUACCAGGUACAGGAGGCGCGGCCUGUCAUUAUGUACGGAAACCCAAAUUCCGACAUUGCCGGUGAGAUGAGAAACAUUUUCAAAAGCAUUAAGCUGCCGCCGCAGCAGCUGCCGCAGCUUCUGCUUGUCGUGCUUCCAACUACCAACACGCAAGUGUACCAGACUGUCAAGAACUGUGCCUACACCACGCUUGGCAUCCACACCCAGUGCAUGCAGGCCAAGCAUAUGCAGCGCCCC